CCCUCUGUGGGUCCAAGCCGUAACAAAAGACAAGCACCGACGCCGAGCGAGAAACCAAAAUUGUCUGCAAUUCUUCACAGAAUUCCAACCAAACCCCCAAACAAUCGAAGCGCAGAAUCCCUGAUUCCCUGCCAUCUUCCCUGAUUCCCUGCCAUCUUCGACCACCUAUACAGAGAAGAGAAGGCAGAGAAUCUGUUUGUCUUGGUCAAUGGAAGACUUGAGAUCUAAGUCAUACACUGAUGGGAGAAUGCAAGUGGAGAGCUACGGCUACGACGGCGACAGUCAGAGGCCUGCUCAGACUCCGAUGGGUCUCCAAGAUCUCAGGUGUUACAGCGCUUCAUAUGCAUCCUCGUCCUCGUACUCCUCCGCCAAUCACCCGCCGCCACCUCAGCAGCAGCAGACGAGGAGCAAAGAUGCCAAGCUGAAGAAAGGUAAGUCUGCAAACGGGUCGGUAUCGAAGAGUUGGAGCUUUAGUGACCCCGAGUUGCAGAGGAAGAAGAGGGUUGCGAGCUACAAGACCUAUGCUGUUGAAGGCAAGGUCAAAGGCUCUUUCAGAAAGAGCUUUAGAUGGCUCAAGGACAGCGAUGCUACUCUCGAGGCUGCCCCAGGGGCACGACAGCCCUGGCCUUGGCAAGCUCACAGCCACAUGGCAGGGCUGCGAGGGUGUCCCUUCAAGGCCACACAACUAGAUCUACACGAGGCAACCCCCAACGACCCUAGGGCUGGGUCGCGGGGUUGCUUUUUGCAGGGCCCUCCGCGGUCUUCUUUGUUAGCUUGUGGGUUCUAUUGGCCACUUGUUGUGGAUCUACCCUCUGUUGCUAGGUCGUCCCAAUUAAGCUAUGUUGAUUUGUUUAUUAAUUUAUUUUUUGAUGUUUUUUUAAGACAGGUCUAGGAAAGAGCUGGAUUGGGCUUCAAGCCGUACCAGCCUCAGCCCAAAUCCAUGUAAAUUAAUUUAUUUUUUGUUUUUUGAAUUAUCAACCCAUAUUUCUUUUAACUAGCAUGUGUUCCUCAAGUCCCAAUUCAAAUAUGUUGCCCAAAAUCAAGCGCAUAAUUUUACCCAAAUCAAUUUUUUUUCUUUUUUAAUUGACCCAAUACCCAAACCCGUCAAAUCCUUCCCAUUCUCUCUCUUCCUUCACGUUCACAGACACCGUUUUUUACCCUUAUUAGCAAUCAGCUGAAUAGUUCACGAAUUAUUCCAUAUUUUUUAGAAAAAUAUUAUACUCACGCGUAUUUGAAAGAUUUGGAUUAAUACACACCUUUUUACCCUCAUGCGCCUUUGGCCACGAAAUCCAUUGCCCACCUGCUCCCUCAUUUGUCCAUUCAAUCUUCUUUUCAAAUUGGCUUUUUCAGGAAGCUAUUGACGUCCACCAGUCUCUAGAGUUGGUGCGGAGAAACCAGAAUUUACAAAAGAAAUUCACGUCCGCAAGACCCACGUGCUUCAUUCACGUUUCACAGUUCAUGUCUUCACCGUUUCAUUUCUUCUCAAUUUGUCAUUCUCUACCUAUG
This is a messenger RNA of Diospyros lotus (date-plum), 1506 nucleotides long. RefSeq lists its product as uncharacterized. The transcript has 2 exons. The record is from RefSeq and is a predicted model, not a curated record. The coding region runs from base 209 to 892 and encodes 227 amino acids. Lineage: Eukaryota; Viridiplantae; Streptophyta; Magnoliopsida; Ericales; Ebenaceae.